Messenger RNA from Oncorhynchus mykiss (rainbow trout), 950 nucleotides. RefSeq names its product proteasome 26S subunit, non-ATPase 9 (gene psmd9). NCBI's taxonomy places the organism in Eukaryota, Metazoa, Chordata, Actinopteri, Salmoniformes, Salmonidae. The record is from RefSeq and is a predicted model, not a curated record. Gene Ontology annotation, biological process: proteasome regulatory particle assembly. Gene Ontology annotation, cellular component: cytoplasm; nucleus. Gene Ontology annotation, molecular function: protein binding.
CCAACCGCCGAUAAACCCCACCGAAGAAGAAGAAUAAACCGGAAAUAGCAACCGGGCCUAAGUAUUUUAACUUGUCUGACUUUUUUUGUUAUUCACCGUUUGGUAGUUGUCGUUAUUGAGUUUCCGGACGAGAGAGAAUCAUGAAGAUGACGGAGGAAAACAACGAUGGAAAUUCGACAAUAACAAUGGAAGAUGUCCAAAGUCUUAUAAAAAAGAAAGACACUAUUGAAGAACAAAUUAAAGCUUACUACGACGUUUUGGAAGAUCAAGAGGUUGGAAUGGAAGGUCCUUUGGUUGAUGCAGAGGGAUUCCCUCGCGCAGAUGUUAAUGUGUACCAGAUCAGAACAGCAAGGCACACUAUUUCUUGUCUACAGAAUGAUCACAAAGCCAUCAUGGUGGAAAUCGAGGAGGCCCUGCACAGGCUGCAUGCUCUAGAGAAGGCGAAGCGCGAGCAGGACCAGGCAGAAUCCCAGACUGAGUCCAUGGAGCAGGAGGUCACCCUGCCCUCUCCCUUUGCCCGUGUGGAUGCUGUCUCACAAGGCUCCCCUGCCUGUCAGGCUGGCUUGCGAAUUAGUGAUGAAAUCAUAGCAUUUGGAUCCAUCAACACAGGGAACUUCCAGAACCUGCAGAAUAUUGCCUCAGUGGUUCAGCAUAGUGAAGGGAGACCAUUAAACGUUACAGUGAUUCGAAAUGGCCAGAAGACCCAAAUGGGACUUACCCCACAGCGGUGGUCGGGCAGAGGUUUACUGGGAUGUAACAUUGUGCCCCUCCACAGAUGAUAAGGACCAUAUGACCAGCAAGAUCGUAAGGGUUCAACUUUAACACCAACCUUACUGUUAUGCCACUGGAUGGCUAUGAGUAAAGGAAUUGUUUGAGCCCAUAAAUUAGAAGAUUGACAUUUAACUGAUUCAAUGUCAAUUUAAUGUUCUAAUAAAAACAUAUUAACAUUC